AUGCUCCUCGGCGGCGCAGAGUACCUGGCCGCCUUCCACGACGCCUACCGCGCCGCCGGCCGCCACCUCAAGCACGGCGCGUGGUACAUCGACGUGCACACGUCGACGACCGCGGUGAUGGUCGGCGACCUCGAGCCGGCGGUCGACACGCUGCGCGCCUUCCACACGCUCUGGCGCCACCUGGGCGUGAAUAGGAGGCGCCACCUGGGCGUACACCCGGAGGGCUUCAACCUGGUCAACCUCGAGGUGCAGCAGGGGCAGACGGGGUACCCCCUUCGGCCGGAGCACGCCGAGUCGCUCUUCUACGCGCACCGCGCCACCGGAGGCAGCGAGUGGCUCCGCGCCGGCGCCGACGUCCUGCGGUCGCUCCAGGCUCUCGUGGUGCCGUGCGGCGUCGCCGCCCUCUCUGACGUGGUGAACCGGACAGCCGAGGACACGAUGGAGUCCUUCUUCCUCUCCGAGACGCUCAAGUACUUGUACCUGCUCUUUGACCCGGACGACGCCGUGUACACGCACGGCAAGUACGUCUUCACCACGGAGGCGCACCCGCUCCCGCUCGCGCUCGGGUUGCACAACGCCUCGCUCUUUGAGCGGCCCUCGUUCGGCUGCGCGCUGCCGACCGCGGCGCAGCGCGCCGGCGUCUUUGGGGACGAGCCGGCCGGGUCCAACACCAAGGCGCACCUCGCCGAGCACCUCGCCGGCCACGCGUCGGACGAGGCGUCGGACGACUCGCAGGUGGCGCUCGCGCCGUACCGCGGCGCCCUCCGGCUGCUCGCCUCACGGGCGGCGGUCCAGCCCGCCAAGUUCCUGCUCUGGGGGGGGGCGCCGCCAUCGGCUGCCGCGCCUCUCGCCGAGCUCCUCCGUCUGUACGAGAGCGAGGCUGCCGGCAACAAGGACGCAGCCGCACUGUCCGUGUCCAUCGGCAGGAAGUGCGCUUCUCACGCCGACUGCUUCGCCCUGGGCCUCACUGGAGAUUGCUGCCCGACCACCACCGGCGUGUACAUCGCUUGCUGCGGCAAGCCGCCGCCAGCCGGCGGCGGCCCCACGGCGGCCUCCAGCCACCCGCUGCAUGGCAUCGAUUUCGACGCCCUGAUCACGCGCCGGCCCGACCUCGCCGAGCCGCUUGCGCGCGCCAGAGACGCCAGCGUGGUUGGGAAGGGGGAGACGGCGGUGCUGCGUGUGGGGCCGGGCGGGCUGAGGCUGAGCAGCGGGCAGGAGCUCUCGGCGGAGCAGGUGGUGCAGAUGCAGGGCGUCGGCAUCAGCGCGCUCAGUCUGCCGGACCUGCUCACCGCCCUCGGGGCAGUCGACCCGGCCACGGGCGAGCCGGCCGGCGCGCUGGACGGGCACACGCUCGUGGCGCUCGCGCCGGAGGCCGCGCGGGCGAGGCCGGCGGAAUCCGCGGGCAGGCGAGGGGGGGCGGCCGAUCUCGCCGCGGGAGACCGCCCGGGCCGGCCGCGGCUGAGCGACACCGUGGAGGUCAUCAUCGGCGGGUUCAAGGACGGGGGCGACGCGCGGCGCGGCGAGGAGGCGGAGGUGGUGCAGGACGACCGCGACUCCAAGCCAUUCAUCCUGCGCUUCGCGGACGGCACGCUCGGCAGCCACUUUUACCCCGAGUCGGCGGUGCGGCUGGUGCGGCGCGGCCCCCGCCCCUCCGUCGGCGACGAGGUGGUCAUCGGCCGCAGCGGAGACCCCCGCGACGGCCAGCGCGCCACCAUCGUGCAGGACGACCAGGACACGACGCCCUACCGCCUGAAGUUUGCCGACGGCACCGUCUCGGUCUCGUUUUACGAGCAGGCGCACGUCGGAGCCGCCGGCUCGGAGCCGCCCUCGCGCGCAGCCAUCGCUGGCCUGAGCGGGUCCAUUUUUGCACAGCUCGCAGCGGAGGAGCCGCAGGAGUGCAGACGGCUCGCGGCGACGCUGGGCGGCGGCUCACCGUCGGAGCACGCGGAGGUUGGCGAGACGUGA
Messenger RNA from Emiliania huxleyi CCMP1516, 1965 nucleotides. RefSeq lists its product as hypothetical. The transcript is spliced from 9 exons. Gene Ontology annotation, molecular function: calcium ion binding; mannosyl-oligosaccharide 1,2-alpha-mannosidase activity. Gene Ontology annotation, cellular component: membrane; endoplasmic reticulum. Lineage: Eukaryota; Haptophyta; Isochrysidales; Noelaerhabdaceae. The coding region runs from base 1 to 1965 and encodes 654 amino acids. Gene Ontology annotation, biological process: endoplasmic reticulum mannose trimming; carbohydrate metabolic process; mannose trimming involved in glycoprotein ERAD pathway. The record is from RefSeq and is a predicted model, not a curated record.